AUGGGGGCCUGGCGACACAAAAACACAGUCAAUCUCUGCAACUUAUUCAGACAUACAACAUACCCUAUCCCUACAGAAAACGACCCAGCCCCAUCCCCACCUUCCCGUCGUUACAGACUCAACCAGCAGACACGACACAGCAACUACACAGCCACCUCCCCGUCGUUACAGACUCAACCAGCAUGGCGCGACACAACAACUACACACACACCUCCCGUCGUUACAGACUCAACCAGCAGGCACGACACAGCAAUUACACCCCCACCUCCCGUCGUUACAGAGUUAACCAGCAGGCACGACACAGCAACUACACACACACCUCCCCGUCGUUACAGACUCAACCAGCAGGCACGACACAGCAAUUACACCCCCACCUCCCGUCGUUACAGACUCAACCAGCAAGGCAUGACACAGCAACUACACACACACCUCCCCGUCGUUACAGACUCAACCAGCAAGGCACGACACAGCAACUACACACCCACCUCCCCGUCGUUACAGACUCAGCCAGCAAGACCCUACCCCCAAACCACGACCCUGAAACCAGCCCAACACCUACAACAGACCCUACCCCAAAACCACGACCCUGCACAUACCUCCCACACCUACAACAGACCCUACCCCCAAACCACGACCCUGCAACCAACUCCACACCUACAACAGACCCUACACCCAAACCACGACCCUGCACAUACCUCCCACACCUACAACAGACCCUACCCCCAAACCACGACCCUGCACAUACCUCCGACACCUACAACAGACCCUACCCCCAAACCACGACCCUGCAACCAGCCCAACACCUACAACAGACCCUACCCCCGAACCACGACCCUGCACAUACCCCCCACACCUACAACAGACCCUACCCCCAAACCACGACCCUGCAACCAGCCCCACACCUACAACAGACCCUACCCCAAACCACGACCCUGCAACCAGCCCCACACCUACAACAGACCCUACCCCCAAACCACGACCCUGCACAUACCUCCGACACCUACAACAGACCCUACCCCCAAACCACGACCCUGCAACCAGCCCCACACCUACAACAGACCCCACCCCCAAACCACGACCCUGCAACCAGCCCCACACCUACAACAGACCCUACCCCCAAACCACGACCCUGCAUAUACCUCCCACACCUACAACAGACCCUACCCCCAAACCACGACCCUGCACAUACCCCCCACACCUACAACAGACCCUACCCCAAACCACGACCCUGCAACCAGCCCCACACCUACAACAGACCCCACCCCCAAACCACGACCCUGCACAUACCUCCCACACCUACAACAGACCCUACCCCAAAACACGACCCUGCAACCAACCCCACACCUACAACAGACCCUACCCCAAAACCACGACCCUGCAAAUACCUUCCACACCUACAAAAGACCCUACCCCAAAACCACGACCCUGCAAAUACCACCCACACCUAUACAAUUAGCAUACCCUAUCCACAACCAUACAUCCACCAUCACACCUUCAGCAGACUCCACGCCCAAACCAAGACCCUGCUACCACCCUCACCCACACCUACAAUAA
This is a messenger RNA of Haliotis rufescens (red abalone), 1554 nucleotides long. RefSeq names its product proline-rich extensin-like protein EPR1. Bases 1 to 1554 code for a protein of 517 amino acids. NCBI's taxonomy places the organism in Eukaryota, Metazoa, Mollusca, Gastropoda, Lepetellida, Haliotidae. The record is from RefSeq and is a predicted model, not a curated record. The transcript is spliced from 2 exons.